CCCUUCAUCCAUGUGUAACUAGUGCUGUAGUGAAAAUGCAGGGAGCCAGUGUAAAAAUUAGUGAUGAAGAAAAGAUCAGGACAGCUGCGACGUUUAAAGCUGAUGGCAAUGCUUUCUACAAGGAGAAAGACAUCAGGAAGGCUAUCGGGAAAUACCACAGGGCCAUUUUACAGCUGAAAGCUGUUGGAAGUGAAAAGAAAUGUGCUGCCUUGAUGCCGGUGCCGGUGGCUCUUUCUUCACAAGAACUGUCCGACGACAUGAAAGAUUUGUUUACCUCUUUGAGAGUGGACUGUUACAAUAAUUUAGCAGCAUGUCUACUACACCAGGAGGCCACUAACUACAGGAAAGUACUGGAGUACUGUGAUCAAGUUCUAGAGGACCAGCCGUCCAACAGCAAGGCCAGACACCGUAAGGGAGUCGCUCUUUACCACCUGAAGCAGUACGACGAGGCUCAAGCUAUCCUCCUUAGUUUAAAUGGAACAGAUGCGGCAACAAAGAAAUAUUUAGCUCUAUGUAAACAAGCCAUUCGGGAAGAAGAUAAACAGCUUCAGAAGACAUAUCGUGCCAUGUUUAGUAGCAAUUCAACACAACCAACACAGAUGGAGGAAACUUGACACCAAUGUAAAUUGUAUGGAAAGUGAAAGUAUACAAAGUGACUGCUUACAUGAAACCUGACCCAUGUAAACUGUAUGGAAAGUGAAAGUGAAUGAUGAGUGACUGCUAGCACGAAACAUGAUCCAUGUAAUAUGCAUUGUAACAUCUGAAAUGUGACUGCUUUCACUGUUUAAUUAUCUGUGAUAGUAUGUGUGAUUUUCACACAGCCAUCUUUUUUAGAGAAAAGUUCUAAAGCUGUUUGAGGAAGGAACAAAAUAUUUGCAUUAAAUGCACUUAAGAAUGGUUGCUUAAUAUGUGGAAGAUAGUAUGCCCAUAUUAUGCCAUAGCCUGGUAAGGUAUGGUUCCGAACUGUGGAACAAGUCUAAAUUGAUACAGACUAAACCAUUAUUGGAUCAGACAGGUUCAACUUGAACAGUCAUGUAUACACAGAUGUGACUGAAGGUUGGUUUAUACAGGUUUCCAGAUUAGGUUGAAAAGAUUGUGAUGCAGACAAGAUACAGUCGGUACCUUAGUAGAUUGUAUAACAAAUUCAAAAUCUGUAAAAAUGAUGAAGUUACAUUUUUUCGAAAUAUGUUUUCAUAAGAGUUUUUAGAUACCAAAUCUCCACUGUAAUGAGUUAAUAAAUCUAGCAAGACAUAUUUUGAGUUAUUAUAUAGACAUCGCUUUAAGAAUUUCUAGGGAGUUGAUAUGUGUAUUAGAAUGUUUUCUGUGAGAGGGAUCCAAUAUAGGCACUACCUAUCCUAGUAAAUCUUUAAAGGUUCAUGUGUGUUUCAAAUCAAAAUGAAAUGUUAUUAAAUUUAAUAUUGAAUAAUAUUUUAAAAACCUUAUUUGGGACCUUAUUCAUUUGAAAAAAUAGACAGGGAAGUUCAGACUUGGGUCUCAGCCUGUUCAAGGAGAAAUUACAGGAAAAGUGUGA
This is a messenger RNA of Mizuhopecten yessoensis (Yesso scallop), 1531 nucleotides long. Its product is annotated as tetratricopeptide repeat protein 9C-like. NCBI's taxonomy places the organism in Eukaryota, Metazoa, Mollusca, Bivalvia, Pectinida, Pectinidae. Gene Ontology annotation, molecular function: protein binding. The coding region runs from base 36 to 614 and encodes 192 amino acids. The record is from RefSeq and is a predicted model, not a curated record. The transcript has 3 exons.